GGAACAGUGAGAGAAAGAUAGACGAAGAAGUGUUUUGGCCGUUCAUUCGUCUUAUAUAUGGCACACAUCGAGUCGUCGUUACGUUUAUUUGUUGUUUUGAUUCGGAGAUAAUAUGAGAGCAAAAAUGCGGAGAAAAUAAACGCUAAAAGAAUCGGUUUUCAAACAAAACAUCCGUUAAUUAAGAAUUGAAAUGUGGUUUUCGGACAAAACCAAAGUUCACGAGAGUUGAGGCGAAAGAGACGGCGAGCGAUGGCCGAAGAGAAAGAGGAGAAUCUGCUGUACUUCUCGUCGGACAACUCGUUGGGCGACCGGACGUCGCCCUCCACUUCCAUCAACGACAUCGUGAGGGCCGGCAAAGGACUGGUUCGGGCGCGGAAGGGGGCGCUCAAGAAGAAGAACGUGUUCACUGUACAGAAUCACAAAUUCUUACCACGAUUCUUCAAACAGCCCACUUUCUGCUCCCAUUGCAAGGACUUCAUCUGGGGUUUCGGGAAACAAGGAUUCCAGUGUCAGGUGUGUUCAUAUGUGGUGCACAAACGAUGCCACGAGUUUGUGGCCUUCAAGUGCCCGGGAGUGGACAAAGGGGUGGAUUCAGACGACGCCCGGACCAAACACCACUUCAUUGUCCACACCUAUACUUCGCCCACAUUUUGCGAUCACUGCGGAUCUCUUCUCUACGGACUCAUACAUCAGGGCUAUCGGUGUCGGGCGUGCGAUAUGAAUGUCCACAAGAAGUGUCAGGACUCGGUGCCGAAUCUGUGCGGAUGUGAUCACACGGAACGCAGAGGAAGAAUAGAGUUGAAGGUCUACUCAAAUGUGAAUAAACUGUUCUGCGAAGUAAAACAGGCAAAGAAUCUCAUUCCUAUGGAUCCAAACGGAUUAAGCGAUCCUUACGUCAAAUGCAAACUCAUUCCCGACAGCGGAGAGAGUGUGAAACGCAAGACGCGAACAAUUAAAGCCAAUUUGAACCCCGAAUGGGGAGAAACGCUGACCUUUGACCUGAAGCCCGACGACAAAGACCGACGACUGCUGAUCGAGAUGUGGGACUGGGACCGCACCUCUCGCAACGACUUCAUGGGCGCGCUUUCCUUCGGCAUCUCUGAGAUCAUCAAAAAGGAGGCCAACGGUUGGUUCAAACUGUUGACACAAGAAGAGGGCGAGUACUACAACGUUCCGGUGCCGGCGGCCGGCGAAGACCUCAACGAGCAGCAGAACUCGCGACUCAAGUCUGUCAUGUCUUUGGCGCCGAUGAGAGCCGGCUGUAAGUCGCCGACAGACGUUCCGCAACACACGUCGGAUAUACCGCACAAUAUGGGGAAACACGAUGUGAUCCGAGCGUCGGAUUUCAACUACAUUAUGGUCUUAGGAAAGGGAAGCUUCGGGAAAGUGAUGCUCGCGGAGAGGAAGGGAACCGACGAACUCUACGCCGUGAAGAUCCUGAAGAAGGAUAUCAUCAUUCAAGACGACGACGUCGAGUGCGCGAUGAUUGAGAAGCGAGUGCUGGCGUUGGCAGAGAAGCCGCCGUUUCUCGUGCAGUUGCACUCGUGCUUCCAAACCAUGGAUAGACUGUACUUUGUUAUGGAGUACGUCAACGGCGGAGAUCUCAUGUUUCAGAUCCAACAAUGCGGCAAAUUCAAGGAACCAAUCGCUGUGUUCUACUCGGCGGAGAUCGCGAUCGGCCUCUUCUACCUUCACUCGCGAGGAAUCGUCUAUCGAGACCUCAAGUUAGACAACGUGCUGUUGGACGCGGACGGACACAUCAAGAUCGCCGACUUCGGGAUGUGUAAGGAGAGUAUAUUCGGCGACAAAACGACCAAAACAUUUUGCGGAACUCCCGACUACAUCGCGCCGGAAAUCAUUCUGUACCAGCCCUACGGCAAAUCGGUCGACUGGUGGGCGUUCGGAGUGCUCUUGUAUGAGAUGCUCGUCGGACAGCCGCCCUUCGAUGGCGAAGACGAAGAGGAACUCUUUGCCUCCAUUACCGACCAUAACGUCAGUUAUCCCAAAGCGCUGUCAAAAGAGGCCAAAGAAGUUUGCAAAGGCUUUCUCACGAAGAAUCCGCAGAAGAGGUUGGGCUGCGGCGAGACGGGAGAGCCCAACGUUCGGACGCAUCCCUUCUUUCGGCGCAUCGAUUGGGAAAAGAUCGGCAAUCGAGAGGUUCAGCCGCCGUUCAAACCCAAAAUCAAACACCGAAAAGAUGUCUCUAAUUUCGACAAACAGUUCACAUCUGAGAAGACAGAUCUGACGCCAACCGACAAACUGUUCAUGAUGAAUUUGGACCAAACAGAGUUCUCCAACUUCUCGUUUCUCAAUCCGGAGUUCGUUCAACACAUAUAACACUUCAAAUCUAAUCCUUAAUUAAAAGACAGUUUUCACACAAUUAUUCAUAAAAACGACACAAAAUAUGGCGAAAAAUUGAUACAAAAAACAUGAUAUUUUAUUUUCAAAGACUUGUCUGAAUGGCAAACAAAUGUAAAUCAUUUAAUUUGAAAAUCAGUGCCAAAAUACAAUUGAUUUCUGCGCUUAAGAGGGGCUUCCAAAUGGAAAAAUAAGAGAUGAAGAAUGGAUGAGAAAGAAGCGAUUCAGCAGUUAUUGAGUAAAUGAAACUCAAAAGCCAUAAGAGUUUGCACUUUUCAAACGAUAAAUUCAUUUUAUGAAUGAAUGGCAAAAAGUGAUGCUUUUUGACAAAAUUAUAAAUGAAUUAAAUAAUAAACAAAACUAUAUUUCUAUUUUGUGUUUAACAUUCAGCACAU
Molecule: messenger RNA, 2753 nt
Organism: Medioppia subpectinata
Lineage: Eukaryota; Metazoa; Arthropoda; Arachnida; Sarcoptiformes; Oppiidae
Source: the annotation of a GenBank genome assembly